AUGGAGGUCGUACCAUCAAGCGGGAGCCGCAUUCUCGUGGCGUUCUUUGCAACUGUCUUCUGGGGAAUGGGUGUCAGAGGUCUUCACAAUCUGGAGAUCAACGUCCCCAACGCAGUUCUGGUUGGGGAAACAGUCACACUAGAAUGUAGCUGGCAGUUAGAAGAUGAAGAAGCAUUAUAUAGUGUGAAGUGGUACCGAGGGAGGGAAGAAUUCUACCGGUACAUUCCCAAAGAACUACCACAUACCAGAGUAUUUCCACUACCAGGAAUCGAAGUAGAUAUAUCAAGAUCGGGUGCUCGUCGCGUGGUUUUACAGCAGGCGACGCCUGCAAUGGCGGGUCGAUUCCGUUGCGAAGUAUCUGCGGAUGCACCGACCUUCCACACGGAAAUACGAUCUGCACCUUUAGAAGUUGUCGAGGCUCCGGAGUGGGGUCCAAAAUUGGUGUCAGACCGGUCAUGGUACGGCGUGGGGUCUACGCUGCGAGCAACUUGUGCCUCGCCGCCUUCCCAUCCACCAGCCAACCUGACCUUCGCACUAAAUGGGCGUGAGAUCGACAUGGAGACUGUGAUACACGAGUUGCCGACAUGGUUCAAAUGGGAUCCUCCUCCGAAGGCUGAAACUACGACUACGGAGCAGCCAGAUGAUGAUGUAAACUUCAAUAUUUUUCAUGAUGAGGGAAAUAUACAGUACUUGGACGAGUCAUAUAUAAAUUUGCAUAAAGAGGAGAUCAGGAGGCCUUCGAAGGAGAGUUUGAAGCCAACGUUCGAGAGAACGGGUCCAGAUAACCGGCUGCCUUCUGUCGGGGACGUGUCGUUCGUGGUUCGGAACGAGGCGUUUGAGCGUGGCAGUCUCCGGCUGACCUGCAUAGCGAGCAUAUACAACUUGUACGCGGCACGCGCCGAACUAAUUUUCGAUAUGGAGCAACCAGAGGUUGCCUCCGUGCUAGGCGUCCGUAAUAGAGCAGUAGAUUCAACGAGACUUUGGCGAAUACCAACCACCCUCAUCCCACUGCUGUACAGUAUCCGGUAG
Messenger RNA from Spodoptera littoralis (African cotton leafworm), 1029 nucleotides. The record is from the annotation of a GenBank genome assembly. NCBI's taxonomy places the organism in Eukaryota, Metazoa, Arthropoda, Insecta, Lepidoptera, Noctuidae.